AUGUCCAUUAGCGAAAGAGAUCAGUUACUCAGGAGACUCUGUCCCGGCGAUCGAUCAGAGAGCUGGCACAAACAUCUCGAGCGCGCACGCAUUCCAGAAUCAGGCCAAUGGAUUCUCGAUAACCCGAAGACAAAGGAGUGGCUUCACAACAACUCCCCGUCUCUGCUUUGGCUUCAUGGACCAUCGGCGACUGGCAAGACGUUUCUGUGCUCCCGCCUCAUCAAAUACGUUCAAGAAACCAAGGGUUAUGCAGUUGCUUGUGUCAAGUUCCAACAGAACCAUAAACAGUACAACAAGGUCGAUUUCAACCAUGCGUUAGCCUCUGUUUUGAGACAGCUGGUAUCGCAGCUCCCCACCACGUCAAUCAUUUGGGAACAACUAAAAGCUCUAGAUGAUACUCCAUAUCCAGACGAUGACGAGUUCAAUCAACUCCUUCACCUUGUUGCAUCCGAGUUUGACAAGGCCUUCAUCUUUUUUGAUAAUGCCAAUAGUGUUACUGAGGCAGCUCUGAGGGAUUUAAUGCUUUCGUUAAAUCCGAGUGAGUCUGACGCCGUCUUUCGGGUUAUGUUCGCUGGCCGCAAUGCGUGUACUGGUGCUUUCUCGAUGCGGCCUGAAGUUCUUGAGAUAAUCUCUAGAGCGAGUGAUAAGGACCUGGAAAUGUACAUUAUUGAAUUACUUCGAGAUGUGUCAGGCAAGGACCUGUCCUCGGGUCAUGAUGAGUUAAUCCACAACAUGGUUAAGCUCUUUGAUGGCCGAUUUCUCCCCAUUCCGGCUUGGUCUACCGAAUCACCCACGCCAGAGCUCCUAGCCAGUCUCGACCAACUUGUAACUUCCUGUGAUGGAGCCUCUGUCUCGGAUAAGAUAGACGUCUUUUGCAAAGAGGCUAUAAGGCAAAUCACGACCUCACAGUGGAAAGACAUGAUCUUUUGCAUUCUCUACCAUAUCAUCAAAGCUUCUGAAGCAGGCUACAGCUUUACAAUACCCAUGGCACUCGAAGCCUUGAGCGCUUGGCAAAUCAGUCACGAUGAGAAGGACUUCAACAAUUCUGAAGUUCUUCUAGGUUGCCGCGGCCUCAUAUACUAUAGCGAAGAAGAUAAGUCGAUGCGGAUCGCAUCACCACUUCUUGGCGACUACCUGAGGCGUGUGAUUUUCGAUGUUGAAUACGACAAGCGAAGCAUCGUCGGCUUCAUGCGAUAUCUAUCGUCUGACGCCUUCGCGCAAGGUGCUUGCAAAUCGUCAACCUCCCUCAAAGAGCGACUAGACAAGAACAGAUAUCUGUGGUUCGCGGCCAGACGGCUAAGCCCCAGUCUGACAACGGCCACCCCAGACACCUUCGUCGAUGACUUUAUUCGCCUCUCUUCCCGAAGAGGGUCAAUCGAGUCGUACCUCCAAGCAGCUGAAUCAUGGCCGUACGAGAGCGCAGCCAGCUAUGACGAGCUCGAAGAAGAUCAAGAGCGUUGGCAAUGUUUCACGACAGGUUAUGGUCCACUGCAUCUUGCUGCGCAUGUAGUAGCCCCAAAGAUGCUUAUCGACUCACUAAUAGCUAGUGGUGAAGAUCUCAAAGCUCGGGACGACCACGGUCGCACAGCCUUGCAUCUAGCUGCAGAGAUUGACAUGGAGAAUUCGACACUGCAAGCUCUUGUUGAUGCUGGUAGCAAUGUACUGGCCGAGGAUACAAUGGGUAAUACGCCUUUAUCUAAUGCUGUGGUCGACGGGAGCCUUGAGUCUGUCAAGAUACUGCUAGCUAAUGGAGCUGAUGCAACUGUGCUUGAUGAAGACAUUCUGGAGCAAUGCGGGCAGGAGAAACCAGAGAUUGCAGAGUAUCUGAGGGAGCUUGGCAUCGAUGUACCAGUUGAGAAUGAUAGUGAUAUGGAGGACUGA
Molecule: messenger RNA, 1881 nt
Organism: Fusarium coffeatum
Lineage: Eukaryota; Fungi; Ascomycota; Sordariomycetes; Hypocreales; Nectriaceae
Exons: 4
Coding region: 1-1881 (626 amino acids)
Cellular component (GO): nucleus; cytoplasm
Molecular function (GO): ATP hydrolysis activity; protein binding
Source: RefSeq, a predicted model, not a curated record